This is a messenger RNA of Bursaphelenchus xylophilus (pine wood nematode), 1933 nucleotides long. NCBI's taxonomy places the organism in Eukaryota, Metazoa, Nematoda, Chromadorea, Rhabditida, Aphelenchoididae. The record is from the annotation of a GenBank genome assembly.
AUGACGAAACGAGUCGCUAUUAUAGGCGCCGGUCCAAGCGGACUGCCCAGUAUACGGUAAGGUUAUAUUAUUGAUCAACAAAGCAUUCACGCGCUUUCAAAAUUAUAUUACUUCAGCCAUGCUCUCUUAUACGGACUCGAACCUGUUUGUUUUGAAGCCUCAGAUGAAGUGGGUGGCCUCUGGAGAUAUAAACCACACCAAACUGAAGGUAAUCCAAGUAAUUUUUAACUAACAAAAUAAUAUUUUAGAGGGGUCAGUCAUGAAAACUACAGUAAUCAACACUUCCAAGGAGAUGACCGCCUAUAGCGACUUCCCUCCUCCAGCUGAAUAUGCAAAUUUUAUGCAUAAUACUCAGUUACUAAACUACUUUAAAUUGUACACAGAUCAUUUUGGACUGAGAGACUACAUCAGAUUCCACCACAGAGUUUCGAAUGUGGAGAGAACAGCAGAUUACGAGAAAACUGGCAAGUGGAAGGUCGAGUAUUUUGAUCUGUAAGUUCAUUUUUAAUAGUAUUAAUGUAUGUUUCGUAAUAAAACAAGGUGAUUUAGGAAUAAUCAGCAUCACGAAGAGUUGUUUGACGCCGUUCUUCUCUGCACUGGGCAUCACACCGAGCCUUAUUGGCCCAAUAAAUGGCCUGGACAAGAGAAAUUCAAAGGAAAUGUGAUGCAUGCUCAUGAUUACAAGGACUAUAAAGGCCAUGAGGAUAAGAUUGUUACAGUAGUUGGAGUGGGAAACUCGGGAUUUGAUAUUGCUGUAGAGCUGAGUAGAAUCGCCAAACAAGUUUACGUAUCUACAAGAAGAGGGACAUGGAUUUACAACAGAAUCAUCGACUAUGGAGAGCCUUACGAUCUGGUUGUCUUCACAAGAUUUGUCGCACUUUUGAGGAGAACACUGCCUUUGGAGUUAAUCAAUUCUUUUUUGGAAUUCAAAUUGAAUUCCAGAUUUGAUCAUGGGAAAUACGGACUGAAGCCGGCUCACCGGCCAAUGAGGUAAAGACUUAGAUGACAUGAACAUUAAUGUUGAAAAUAAUUUUUAGCGCCCACCCAACAGUAAAUGACGAAUUGCCAAAUCGACUUGUUUGUGGAACAGUAAUUGUGAAAAGUAAUAUCAAAGAAUUCACUGAGAAUGGGCUUAUCUUUGAUGACAACACCAAAGUUGAGCCUGUAGAUGAAGUAGGUCGUUCAAAAUGACAAUUACUUUUGUUCCCUAGUCAACUGAUAAUCAUUGUUUAGGUGAUUCUCUCCACGGGAUACUCUUUUGGAUUUCCCUUGGCCGAAAAAGGAAAGUUAAUCCCAGUAAAUGAAAACCGGGUGGAACUCUACAAAUUGAUGUAUCCACUGGAAACUUCCAAGUGGAAUAACAUCGCUGUGAUUGGCUUGAUUCAACCAAUUGGAUCGAUUAUGCCAAUCUCAGAACAGCAAUGCAGAUUAUUCUUCCAUUCUUUGACUGGACAGACAAAACUGCCUGAUUUGGAAGGAAUGAGGGAAGACAUUGAACGGAGGAAGAAAAUUAUGGAACAAAGAUAUGUCAACAGCAGACGACACACUAUCCAGGCAAGAGAAUUAGGUUUAAAAAGACUCAAGAAGUCUUGCUUUCAUUAUGGUAGUCAAAAUAUACUUUUAGGUGGACUAUGAAGCCUAUAUGGAUGAAUUGGCCGAUCUGAUGGACUGCAAGCCCAACUUCCUCAAGUUGUCCUUCAUUGAUCCCAGAUUGGCUUUGAAAAUCUUCUUUGGUCCCAAUCUCCCUUAUGUUUAUCGUCUGAAUGGAAUCCAUAAAUGGUCUGGAGCUCGUCAAGCGAUCUUUGAAUGUGAUGAGAGAGUGCUGAAGGGUCUAAGACAUCGGAUUGUCCCCCUCUCUUCCAAUAUGUUCGGACUGUAUGCUUUGGCCACAAGUCUGAUUGUGUUCGCUCUCAUCAUCAAAUUUGUCUUUUAG